ACCGGACUUAAUUUUUUUGGAGAAAAUUUGUGUAUUUACGACGAAUAAAUGGAUUAAUCUAGUUUGAUGGCACGAGUAGUGGUUAAGUUGUUAGUUAGAAUGAUUCUUAUUUCGAUAUAAAAGAAAAGAAUUAGGGUGGUUUAGGGUAAUCAAAGAAUGGUAGGUGUAAAUUUGACAAAGAACAGUUACUGGGUUUUGAGGCAUGGCAAAAGCAUUCCCAACGAACAGGGUCUCAUUGUUUCCUCCAUGGAAAACGGUACGCGCCCUGAAUUCCAAUUGGCUACCGAGGGAAUUGAACAAGCACACGUAGCUGCAAAACUUUUCCAACAGGAGCUGGAAGCAAAUAAUAUACCACUUGCCAAUGUACGCAUUUGCUAUUCUCCAUUUUCAAGAACAAAACACACGGCUCAAGUUGUUGCAGCUGCGCUCAAUCUUCCUUUUGAAGGCCCACAGUGCAAGAUGGUGGAAGAUCUCCGUGAGCGCUAUUUUGGUCCUUCAUUUGAACUUCUUUCACAUGAUAAGUAUGCAGAGAUUUGGAAAAUGGAUGAAAAGGAUCCACUUGUUGGGCAAGAAGGAGGAGAAAGUGUCAAGGAUGUUGCCUGUAGACUUACAAGAGCGGUGACAAUUAUGGAAUCAGAAUAUGAAGGUUGUGCCAUUUUGGUUGUGAGCCACGGGGAUCCCCUGCAAAUCUUGCAGACAAUUCUGCUUGAAUCUAUACAACAACAGGAACACCCUAACAAGGACUUAGCAUCAAUUCUAAGUGCAGUUCAAGUAGCAUCAAUCUUAUCCCAGCACCGUAAAUAUGCUCUGGUAACCGGAGAGCUCAGGCGAGUCGUUUGAUAGGUUUGAAGUAUAGGAGGAAGACAUUACACUAUUUUGGCUCAGGCUCAAUUUAAUCCCCCUAUUGUUGCUAAAAGUUAAAAAACACUUAUCUCCAAAGUCUAGACUAGUUAGUGAUAGUAGACCUUGCAGAAAAUAAUGGGUUCGAUUUUAUUUACUUAGUUUUUAAUAUAUGCAUUACUUUUGUAUUUUUUUUUA
Molecule: messenger RNA, 1038 nt
Organism: Arachis ipaensis
Lineage: Eukaryota; Viridiplantae; Streptophyta; Magnoliopsida; Fabales; Fabaceae
Product: Phosphoglycerate mutase family protein
Source: RefSeq, a predicted model, not a curated record